Messenger RNA from Mytilus trossulus (common blue mussel), 2641 nucleotides. RefSeq names its product protein lev-9-like. The transcript has 13 exons. Bases 320 to 2482 code for a protein of 720 amino acids. The record is from RefSeq and is a predicted model, not a curated record. NCBI's taxonomy places the organism in Eukaryota, Metazoa, Mollusca, Bivalvia, Mytilida, Mytilidae.
UAAAACGCAGAUGAAUAAUACAUUCGGUUAUCGUAUAUUGUCAUUAUGAAAUACACAAAAAGAAUCAAAAUUUGUCAAUAUUGGAAUUAUCAAAGACGUCAUUGUGUUGCUGAAAACUUGCUAUGGUUUUGAUCAAAUCUCAAUAUUUUCUCAUGGUCAGCUAUAAAAGAAUAACUAUAUAUUGGUGAAGUUUAUUGGUAAAUCAUAUUUCAUAGCAGACUUAUCUGUCAGUCAAUCUCCUUCAUUGAAAUAACAAUAGCAGAAAGAAGCUUGAUUUAAUUAUCAGCAGAUGUGCCGUUCAGAAUAACAAAUAUUUGUAAUGAUGGAACCGAGUGUAAUUCUUCUUAGUGUUUUGUUUAUAUUUACGGCCGUGGUAACUUGUAAUCAGCCAAAAUGUGACCCAAGGAAAGAUAACGUAAAUAGAAAGUGCCAAAAGCCCUGUGCUUUAGAGGCCUGCAAAAGUAAAAGAAAAGACUGCUUAUGUGAUGGAGAUUGUGGGUUAAGCUGUAUAAAUAAAAAUAUGAAGUGCGAACCAAUAGGUUCUAUUCAGUACGGAGAGGUUACUGUCCUGCCAUAUAACAAGUUCGCUGCUAUAGCAAGAUAUCAAUGCCACGAAGGAUAUGAAAUACAUGGAAAACAUCAGAGAGUCAGGGUAUGUCAAGGAGAUGGACAAUGGAGCUUAUCACCCCCUGAAUGUAGAAUAAACAUUAACCAAUCCAUCCAAGCAAAAGCAGAAUGUGGAAAGCCCCCUGUUGUCAGCCAUGCUCAUCAUGAUGGAGAAAUCUAUCAAACAACUUUUGAUAUUGGAAGCAUGUUACAAUAUACAUGUGACACAGGAAACACUGGCAAUACGAAUGAUAUAAGUAGAGCGUGGUGUGUUGGUGCAGGCAUAUGGGUUGGUCCUAAGAUGACGUGUAGUAGUCCAGGAUGCCCUAGACCUAGAUCAAUUGAUAAUGGAAGAGUAAAAGAACCAUUUAAAAAUAGCUUUGGAAAUGAGAUGGAAUACGAGUGCAAUGAAGGGUAUUUCUUAACAGGAAGGAGAAUGAGGACAUGUUUAGCCAAUGGUACAUGGGAUGGACAGGAACCGAGUUGUGAAACUGUAACUUGUCAGGAACCACCAAAAAUAUUGAAUGCAGUACAUGAUGGCUAUGACGAGUCUAGUUUGUAUCCAGCCGGGCGACAAGUGACAUACGAGUGUAUUAAAGGGUACAGACAAAAUGAUGGACAUCCACGUGCGAUGUGUAACGGAGAUGGUGAAUGGGUGGGACUGAGUCAGUUUGCCUGCGGUCCUGUGAAUUGUGGUUUCCCUGUUGAUAUAAAGGAUGGAUGGAGAGAAGGGCAUAUGUUUGAGUAUAAAAAUCAAGUUAAAUAUAACUGUAAACAAGGGUACAAACUUCAUGGUGAUAUGAUCUUAACAUGCGAAGCUGAUGAGACAUGGACAGGAGAAGUGCCUGAGUGUAUUCCCGUUGAAUGUCCACAUCUUAACUUACCUCGCUAUGGUACGAUUAUUGGAUCAGGAAAUGCAUAUGGUACAGUUUUAAGCUUUGAAUGCAUGAAAGGUUUCAAACACGUGGGACCAGUAGAAAGGCGAUGUCAGGAAAACGGACAGUGGAGUGGAGAUGAUGUUACAUGCACAGAAGUGAACUGUGGAUGGCCAAAACACUUUGACAACGGAUAUCUUUUAGGUCAGAAAACCUCCGUUGGAUCAGUUAUUUUCUACAGCUGUGACGUUAGGACGAAUUUUGAUGGUACAUCAUUUAAGUCAACCUGUCUAGAAAACGGAACCUGGUCACAUCCUCCACCUUUAUGUUUAGGACAGUGUCUUAUUCCUAGUAUACCAGAUGCAACUUUGAAUGGACAACCGGACCAACGAGAGGGUGUUUGGGCCCGUCAUGGGAUUAUUCUAAACUAUCAGUGUAAAUCAGGAUUAGUUCCUGAUGACACUAGACCAGUGCGAUGUAACAACGGCACUUGGACGUCUCGAGCUAAAUGCACACCUGCUGCGUGUAAAGGUCCACCGCCACACAUUGAUAAUGGAUUGAGGAUAUUUGAAGGAUUGAAGCAUAAUCACAGGGCUAAAUACAUAUGUAGGAAUGGUUUUCAAUUACUUGGAAUUACGGACCACUCGCCCUAUCUUAUUUGUCUUUACGGAAGUUGGAGUGGUGGAACUCCUAAAUGCAAAGAAUUUUAUUGUCCAAAUCCAGCAGUUGCGGCACCACUAGAAAAUGGUAAAAUUUACAAAAGAGUCAACAACGGCAAGUUUCAAUUUCAAAAGUACAUAACAACAAUUAGGCACGGAACAAGACUUCUUUUUAUCUGUGACCCAGGUUUUAUCAGAAAAGGUCCGAGUGGCGCAACAUGUGUAAAUGGAACAUGGAGCCCAGGUAUUGACAACCCGGGAACAAAAUGUGAGGAACAAAAUCAUCCAGAGUUUCCAAAACUUUGGAUGGCAGAAGAGGAAAAAAAUAGUGAGAUUCCUUGAAAAGCUACAAUUAGCAAUUGAAUUCCAUAUGGCGGAGCAGACGAAGGCAUAUCUACACAAACACUUGCCCGAACGAUGUAUGUGUUGUUUAGCUAAAUGUAACAUUUUAAAGGCCUUAAACUUUCUACAGUGUUAUUAAAAUAUUGUUUUUAACUGUCA